Molecule: messenger RNA, 486 nt
Organism: Coniophora puteana RWD-64-598 SS2
Lineage: Eukaryota; Fungi; Basidiomycota; Agaricomycetes; Boletales; Coniophoraceae
Exons: 3
Coding region: 1-486 (161 amino acids)
Source: RefSeq, a predicted model, not a curated record
AUGAGUGACAUUCCGAUCGUGAAUUGGCAAGAUUGGAUUCAUGUCGGACAGCUUCAUCCGACGACGCGUGGUUACGAGUAUCUAAGUGAUGUUCCCCCCGACUACCGGCCCUGGUUCAAUAUUGGACCCGAUCUCGACGCUAACCUCGACACGGACGACAGCCAAUCAGAGGCAUCAAACGACUCCCGCAACGAUAGGGUUGCCGACGUACUCGCCGAUCCCGAGUCAGGCUCAGACAGCGAGGAAGAACCGGACCCGGCGCGGAUGCUCGCUGUCAACACAGCUGAAGCGCUCCUCUGGUUGUAUCAAAACGGGCACCUCAACGACAGGGCCGGCACCAGACGACGAGAACUUCAAUGCCCCGAAUGCAACAGAUGGGUCCAGACGUGCCUGGCUCCCUCAGUCGACACGUUCUCUGCCCCGGAGCACCUACAAUCCCUCUCCCAGCACAGGGGCAGCCACAGCUGCCGCUUCAAUUUUACAUAG